Messenger RNA from Plodia interpunctella (Indianmeal moth), 1599 nucleotides. Its product is annotated as cytochrome b5-related protein-like. Gene Ontology annotation, molecular function: heme binding. NCBI's taxonomy places the organism in Eukaryota, Metazoa, Arthropoda, Insecta, Lepidoptera, Pyralidae. Bases 131 to 1483 code for a protein of 450 amino acids. The record is from RefSeq and is a predicted model, not a curated record. Gene Ontology annotation, biological process: lipid metabolic process. The transcript has 6 exons.
GACUUGUUAAUAUAACCUUAAACAAAUCAUUUGCAAGAUUAGACGACUACUAUUUACGAGUCAUUCUGUUUUCUAUACUCACUUAGUUCAGGCGGUAUCAGUGAUAUUAAAACUAUCAUUAUCUACUAUAAUGCCACCGCAAGAAUCAGAUUGGACUGAAAUAGCUCAAAAAAGAGUAGACGAGAAAAAAACGCACGUAAGCUUUCCACAGUUGAAAUAUCCUUCACUGAGAGAUGAACUGAUAAGAGAUCCCUUGAACUGGCUCCAAGGUAAAGCAAUGGAUGAUGGAGCCGAAGGGCUAUGGAGGGUUCACGACAAAUUAUAUGACUUCAGUGAUUUUAUGAAAAAACACCCUGGCGGUGAGGAGUGGUUGGAACUUACUAAGGGCACGGAUAUUACGGAGGCAUUCGAAGCUCAUCACAUCAACCCUGCAACAGAAAAACUACUGAAUAAAUACUACAUCCGUGAUGCCUCCACACCACGGAAUUCACCCUUCACCUUUAAAGAAGACGGUUUCUACAAAACCCUCAAAAAAGCGACUUAUGAAGAAUUGAAAAAAAUACCGAAAAACGUAUCCAAAACGGCAAAUAAUAUAACUGAUGGACUGUUCAUAUGUCUUUUGAUAAGCUCUGGAUUCGCAUGUUGGACAAAAAACUAUUAUUUAGCAAACUUUUGGUACGUUCUCGCCUCUGUAAGUCUUGCCCUCCUGACUGUGGCUUGUCAUAACUACAUUCAUAGAAAGACCAAUUGGAGGAUGUAUUUGUUUAAUAUGAGUAUGUGGUCUUACAGAGAUUUCCGCGUAUCGCACGUAAUAUCGCACCAUCUUUACACGAACACAUUAAUGGAUUUGGAAAUCAGUUCACUGGAGCCGGUGCUUUUCUUCAAUCCUAGAAAAAAUAAACCUCUCCACGCGAGAUUUGGGUUUAUAACAGAAUUAUUUCUGUUCCCAUUUAUAUUUCUCCUCAGCUUUACUAAAAGAUUUCUUUCCAUAUUCUUCCGUGCAGGGUUUUUCACAAAACAUUACCGGUGGCAUGACGCCAUUGGUUUCCUCUUGCCGACAUGGAUGUGUCUGGUCAGCGGGUCUUCUAUCACACAUGCUAUUUAUAUAUGGCUGUAUAUAAACUGUACUGGAAGUCUGAUAUUCUACUUGAUCGGUGUGAAUGCGGCCCACCAUCACCCUGAUGCGAUCAAAGACGGUGACCAACCGAAGUCUGAAACACCAGAUUGGGGUUUACAUCAGGUAGAAGCACUUCUCGAUCGAAAAGACGUUAAUGGCAACACAUUUGCUGUGUUGACAUUAUUUGGCGACCACACCUUGCAUCACAUGUUCCCUACACUUGACCACUGCGUACUUAAAUACUUAAAGCCUAUUUUCCUAGAGCAUUGUGAGCGGUACCAAGCUAAUUAUAGGGUUUCUACGCAGUUUCAAAUGGUUCUAGGUCAAAUAAGAGAAAACUUGCGAACGGAGUUUAAAACUAUAUAAUUAUAAGGCAUUACGGAUAAUCCACUUGCAUUUUUACAUAUAUUCAAAAUGUUGUGAAUCAAUUGGGAAUGUUUUAUAAAUUUAAUGUUUAAAAAAAUAAAGUUAGUUGGAUUUUU